Molecule: messenger RNA, 13885 nt
Organism: Pyrgilauda ruficollis (rufous-necked snowfinch)
Lineage: Eukaryota; Metazoa; Chordata; Aves; Passeriformes; Passeridae
Gene: REEP2
Product: receptor accessory protein 2
Exons: 6
Coding region: 4192-4896 (234 amino acids)
Biological process (GO): endoplasmic reticulum tubular network organization
Cellular component (GO): endoplasmic reticulum tubular network; endoplasmic reticulum membrane; cytoplasmic microtubule
Molecular function (GO): taste receptor binding; microtubule binding
Source: RefSeq, a predicted model, not a curated record
GGGCCCUUCCUCGGUGGUCCCUCGGGGGCCGCGGCCCAGAGCGGGGCUCUGGCGGUGGCGUCGGUGCUGCCCCCCGGGACCCCACGCGCGGGAAGGGGCGGCUGGGGGGCGGGCGCCCUCGCGGGUGGCUGCGGCCGCAGACGGACGGGUUCGCGCGGGCUGCUGCGGCCCACGGGCGGUGCCGAGGUGAGGGCGGCCGAGCCCCGCCCGGAGACCAGCGUCGCACCGGCAUCCCGGGAGGAUCCACUGCGGCCGGGGACGGUGCGGUGCGUCGCGAGGCGCUGAGGGGUCUGUUCUUCUCGUAGGCUGAUCUUCGGCACCCUCUACCCCGCGUACUCCUCCUACAAGGCCGUGAAGACGAAAAACGUUAAGGAAUAUGUGAGUACGGGCUCACCGUGCCGCGCAGGGCCCGCCUCGUCCUUCGCGGCCGCGUCGCAAGCCCCCGUUGGCACUCCGGCUCCGCAGGGGCUCGGGUCAGCCAGGCCGCCCGAGCAGCAGCUCCAGUCGUCUCUGGAAAAGCUGCCAAGGAUGGCUGCUUACUGAAAUGGGAGGUUUCAACCCGUAAAUGUGGGCUGUAUUUUCUCAGCGAUGCUGAGUGACGAAGGGAAAGUGGGGGAAACACUGCAGUCUGGAAGCAUAUGAAAGUCCAGGACAAGUUCUUUCUUGUGACUUUAACCUUCCUUCUUGUGUCCUUUACUGCUUUUUCAGUACUACUUUUGUUUUCUUCCAAAGGGUUGAAUAAUCCUGCUCGGUUUGUGGCUUCCUAUCCACUUUGCUUGCGAUCCGUGUUUUAUGUUGGUUAAAACUUCAUUCUCCUUCCCUUCUGGAACUGUUUCCCUCUCUACACCCUUGCUGCAAUUACCAUAUUUACAACAUCAGAUGUUUUUUUGUGAGGUAGUGUGUUGCCUUCUUACAGAAGUGAUGUUCUAAGUGGAUCACUUGAGACAGGACCUAUGAUGUGGAAAAGUAUGGCAUUAAUUUUUUGGGUUUUGUUUAGUGAUUCAGUGGUGUAGGUUUCCUGAAGUAGUUAGUCUGGAUUGCUGCAGCAGAGUGGUUCAAGAAAAUGUAUUUGAACUGCUAAAACUUACAUAAUUAAUUAUUUUUCCUUGAGAGGACGGCAUCAGAAAUAAGCAGUUAGAUGUUGGACUGCCAUCUGUCUAAUUCACUUACAUUUGAAACACUUCUUCCUUUUCAACGCAAGUGGAAAUACAGGAGAAAACAUAGCAGAAGGGGCAAUAUCUGUUCAAACUGUUCUUCAUGUGAAAAGUCAGCAGAAAACUUGAAUGCUGUACUGCCCAUUUUCAAGUCUAGCUCUUUUAUGUACUACUGCUUGCUCAUAGUGCUUACGAACUGGUUAGGGUUUGGUGGUGGAGAAAGGUCUUUGAGGUGUAUCUCUGCUAAAGUGGUGUAUUGAAGCUUGACUUGACACAGACAAAGCUACCACAAACAGUUUGUCAGUGACAUCAGAGCGCAGUGCAAAUUUACUGUUCUCUACCACCAUGAUAAAAAUUCAGGAUAAAUGCUUGAGCAGUUGUGGCAAACUACUUCUAGUAGCUCAGAUUGUCCUAAAAGCAAUUUCUUUCUUUUUACAUGUCGUCUUCAGCAUUGGUCAAGUCUACGUUCCAGUUACGCUUUUGUGUGUGCUGAAUUCGUUUAGGUUCUUGGUGCAAGCUGGGGAGACUGUAUAUGUGCCUGAAGCUGGUCAUCGUCAGGGUGAGCAGCAAAUGACUCCUGACUCCUCUUAGUAAACUGAAAAAAAAAUGCAGCCUCAUUCAACCCACAGUUUUGGAAGGUGUUUGUACUCUGUCGUAAGAAAAAAAAGAGGGCUUCUUCCCAUCUGUUUUCUGCUCUUUCAGGUCAUCUGCAGGGACUUCUAAAACUAGGAGCAGGAUCCUUCUAGUUUGUUUAGGAGCUAUACUUCUUGUUUUCUUUGGCUUUAGAGCAUAGGGUGACAGGUGCCAGAAGGAGACAGAGGCAAGAGACCUGUGUCCAAUAUCAAAGAUGUGAACAUGAAGUUUAUUUAAACAGUAACAAAACAAAGUUUUCUGUUCUCAGUUCAUACUCCUGAGCAUUCUGUUAGCAGAGUGAAAAAUAAGCACCAAGCUUACACUAAGGCUGCCUACAGUGACCCCUUUUGAGUGACAUCUACUAAUAUAUGUAAAUGAAAUAGUUUUCACUAAGAAAAUGGAGACAUGUAAGUUCACUGCUUUGUAUUUAAUCCCAUUUAGAGACAAAAUGUCAGCCAGAGAUCAAUCAGGAUCCUUUUUUGAAUUCUUUAAUCAACUCCUACCUAAUCUCUUGGAUAGAAAAAUCUUCUGCACAGUUUGUCAUCUUAUUAUUCACAACCUUUUCCAGAUGUUUCAUGAAGAUGAGCAGCACAGAUCUCAACACUGAUUCCUGUGGGAUUCCACUGGUAACUUUCCUCAUUGUGAAAAGUGGCCAUUUACUUUUAUCCUUUGUUUCCUUUUUUUUUUAACCAAUUGUUAAUGCUCAAUAGUCCCUUCAUUUUUACCCCUGACGAUUUUGUUUCUUUAAGUGUUUGUAUAGACCUGUUAGAAACUAUUUAGAAACUUCAUAUACCCUUGCCCUGUAAGGAAAGCACUGUAGCUAGCAGAGUCUUAUGGAAACCUAAGAGUUCUGCUAUACUUGUGAAUUUUUUUUUUUUUUUCUAAAAAAUCUUCGUUUUCGUACAUAUAUGUAGGUAUUUGUUAAUUGCUUUUAUUACUAUUAUUGCCUUCAUUUUGCCUAAUGCUGAAGUAAGAUUUACUGGUGUAUAGGUUUUCUGAAAUCUCUCACCCUUUUGGAUCCCUUUCUGCAAACUUAGAUUUAUCAUUAUUCACACACUUCUUCAUACAAGAGCUGAUUCACAUUGCUGCACCGAGGACUUAAUCUUUCUUUUUGAAAAGUUGCUUUAGAUCAGCUGAAUGACAUCUGGUCUUGUCCAAACUGAUGAUACAAGAAAAAAAAAAAAAAAAGGCAGGAGAGAGCCAUACAAUACAAGUUUAUGCUAUUUUCUGUUGUGAAAGAGAGAGUUUGCAGUACAGUGGAAAUAAUUUGGAUUAUUAACCACUAUCUUCUAAACCAUUGACUGUGUUAGAGCAGCUGGAGGCAGAUUAAUUUUCUUUUAUGAGAAACAUGUGGAGGGUCUUUCCAGAACAAACCACCAAAUUUUCCAACACAUGCAAGGUUGGGGAAAUACCUGCUUUUAUAGUAUUUGUUGUAACAAGGAUUGUCAACAUGUCUUUAUUGUAUGAACAUAAUUGUUCAUGUAAUUUUAAUAGAUUGAUUAAUGUGUAGAUUUAGUAUGUGGCAUUUCCCUGAUUCUGUUUAGUUCUUUUUUCUCAUUCUUGAUGACACUGAGAGUGUUAAAUUUUUUUUUAAUUGAGGUGUCCUCUUCAUUUAUCUGCUACUCAUGCUCUUUUAAAAUUCUCAACAGGGUAGAAAACUAGCAAUUUUCCCUUAUAAUUCAGCUGACCCCUCUUGAGGGGUAAGCUGAAUGAAUUCUUGGCUUGUAGCUGAGAAACCAGUUACCAAAACAGCAGAGUGCAUCUGUGUUUAUUAAGGGGGGGAAUUAUUUUGUGCUUUGAAAGACGUACUGUCCCAGAUAAAGGUGUGAGGAAGUAGAGGGGUACAUAAAAGGCAUCCAAAUGUGUCAUAACAGUACAUACAUCUACUCUAAACCUUAAACAAGAAGAUUAGGUUGAUGUGGCGUGUUCUUUGCUUUUUUACGUCUCUCAGUGAGCCUUUAUUUAAAAAGAAAAAUUAAUUGCUUGUGUGAUUUCUGGGAGUAAUUAUUAAAGCAAAGAAUGCUUACUAGUGAGUUGGCACAAAAUAUGUUUCUUGGUUUGUUGUUUUUCUUUUUUCCUAAGGAAAAAUGUUACAUCAGGAAAAUACGGGGCUGCAGCUGAAACUUAAGCUUUUACAUAUGUAUGUGUAUAUUUUUUUUUUAUGGUGUUCAUGAUAUAUGGAAGAGUGUAACUUCUUGAAGUGAACAGAUAAAUCCUUUUGGAUGGGUCAUUUGGGACCUUAAUGCUGUUGCACCAUAAUGUUGCUCCAGGGCAUGCAUUCAUCAAUGUAUCUGUAUGUGUUUAUUUAGAGCACAGUAAUCCUACAUGUUUUCUCAGACCAAAAUGUACUGUUUAGUAUGUGUCCAUUACAGAUUAUAUAUGCCUUCUUUUUGAAUCCAUCUUAAUGUGUGGAGAUGAGUCAUUUAUACUGAGAAGACAUUUUACUUUUCUUUCUGGUUCUGAUGUAUGUCCGUUGAAUGACUGCUCUUUUGCAGGUGAAGUGGAUGAUGUACUGGAUUGUGUUUGCCUUUUUCACCACUGCAGAAACACUUACAGACAUUGUUCUUUCUUGGGCUCCAGUGUCCUCUACAGGAAGUUUGUGCACCCAACGCUCUCCAAUAAGGAGAAGGAAAUUGAUGAAUACAUUACUCAGGCUUGUGACAAGAGCUACGAAACCAUGAUGCGAGUUGGCAAGAGGGGGUUAAACCUUGCUGCCAAUGCAGCAGUUACUGCAGCUGCAAAGGGCCAGGGAGUUUUGUCUGAGAAGCUUCGAAGUUUCAGCAUGCAGGAUCUCACUCUGAUCCGAGAUGAAGAUAAUGUGCAUAUGCGAAGCCGUGAUCCACAGCUGCACCCCUCUGCUGCGAGUCUUCUGGAGACUAUUGAAGACUCAGCUUCCUGUUACUCCUCAGGAGAGGAGAGCAGUGUGGCACAUCGAUCUAAUGGAACCCCGUCAGAUACUAGAACAGACCCAUCAGAUGAAGAUGCAGGAGACAAACUUCCUAAACGUACCCAGAGUCUCAAAACUCCUAAAAAGCUUCCAGUGAGAAGUGUAAAAGCCCGCCCUAAGAAGAAAGCUGCUGGCUCUCUUGCUUCUGGCGAGUCAUCCUAAGGCGACCUCCCCCUCUCAGCACCUGUCUCUCUCCUGGGAUUUGCCUUUCGCUUUUGUGGGGAAACUCUCCAAAGGAAGGGAGCUGAGAUUCUUGUACAUAACCGAUACUGCUUUACAGAGCUCUUUCCAAGGCAAGGGGGAGGCUGGGAUUCAGAAGGCAGAGUAGAGGAUACAAAUCCUCAGGAAUUUUCUCCUUUUCAUCUCUCUGUUGGAGAGAAUGCUGAUAUGUCUGUACAUAGCCAGUUGCUUUGGAAUUCCCACUGUAUAACUCUAGUUGAGAAUCUUUGCUGGGAAAACUGACUAGGGUUAGAGACAUCCAUUGCACAGAAGCUGGAAAAAUACUAGACACUUGAGUUCCGCAGGGUGGGUGGCUAUCUAAAAUGUCUUAUCUUGCUCUGGGUAUUCUCCUGCAGCUGUGUGUUGUUAAGAAGUGCCCACCGUGAGUUGUGUUCCUUAAGAAUGGACUGUACCUAAUAUGUCCAUCACCUUUGAGAAAGUGACUGAAGUGAUGUGUGCCGAGUGCUUUUGAACAUAAAGGACUGGCUCAUGGGAGGUAUAUGCUAGAUUCCCACUACUCAUACUGGAAGAUGAGGAGAUUGGUUUUUAUUUUAUUUUUUCUGGAAGGGAGAUAAUUGGAAAAACUGAUAAAGGAAAUGUGCUAUUACAAGCACAUUAUAUGAUAGAGUAGGUAGAAGUUAUUAUUGAGAAGGAAAGUUCAGCGUCUCUUAAGUUUUGGCUCUUUUUGAAACUGCUUGAAUUUUAUUUCAGGUUCUAAUGCUCACUUUGACUCCUGUGAGAGCAUCAGAAUGAGGUGGGUCUCAUGCAGUUCGAUGGCAGACAUACUCGCUUUGCCAUUUAGCAGUUGAACUCAUUGUCAUUGUGUUGCUUGUUACUUCAGACAAAUUCUUUUAUUCUAGAAGAUGUCUGGGGAAAAUCUGUCUCAAAAUAGUCUGUGGGCAUACUUGAGAAUUUCAGAAGCCCUCACUUGUCAGCUUUAGGAGAGCCAAUCCUCAGGACACGAGAACUGAAACAGUUGGUUGAAUUAACAGUUGUGUUCCUCUAACUUCAGGAUUUCGUUUAUGGGGGAUAAAAAGCAAGCACUAGGGCACAAUACUGGUUAAUACUAAUUAAUCUGUCCUCUUGCUUUAUCCUGCUGCAGCCCUUGCACAGAUUUUCUGUCUGACAUGUGCCAUGCUUAUCGGUGUCCUGAGACUCAAGAAAUACUUAACGCUUGGGACAGAAAACGACAAGGAAUGUAGAAUAUGUAUUGUGGGAGGGAAAUUGUAGUGCUGCAGAAAAAAAUUUGCAUAAUGACAAGCCAUGCUAGUCUCUUGAACGUUGUUAUGGGGAGGACCCCUGUACACGUACCAGCUGAGCCAAUGAAAAUUUAAGAGUAGGGUUCCUGUUACCAAGAUCUAUAAUGAAGGUGCACCAUUAUAGACACGGGUGUCUGAAUUAAUACUUGAUGGUCUUAAUUUUUACUGAAAUUAGUUACCAAAGGAACCUGGCUCCUACAUGCAGGUGUUUGCGUCUCAUACUUUUGCUGUCACAUUUCUGAAAUUACAGUGAAUUCUUCACAGAGCCCAGUAUUUUGCUGUUGACAAGGUAUAAAAGCAAUUCUGCAGCUAAUGCUCCACAAGUAUUUCUGUCCUAGAGAAUAGCCUUUCAAAAGUUUAUAAAGUUGAAGAUUAGGACUGCAUUUUUUUUAUUGUUUUCCAUUGUCUUGGUGACAGAUUGUUUGCUGUUGAAUUCACCAGUUAUUUCAGGAAGCCAGUUAAGUUGGGUUUACUAUUUUCUGUAGAUUUUAAAAAUUUAAACUUUACAGUCCACCUUAGAAACUUGCGUCUUGUCAGAAAUAUAUGUCCUAAAUUAUCCACAAGCCCUUAUCCAGAAGCCAGUAGAAAAUCCUUGAUUUGGUUCUGCAUUUCAUAAAAAAACCCCAAUUAUUUUGUUCUUUUUUAGUUUAUUAGAAAACUUCAUAUUCAUGUCUUACUAGCACAUGCAAAUGCAUGUCCUGAAGCAGGACUACUUUCUGUUUCCAAAUUAAAUUCCUCUCUCCGGACAACAGAUAAAAUCUUUCAUGGUUGUGUGGAAGAUCCAGUUGUGAGGAAUUUCUGUCCUAGAUUUUAACUGUACUGAGCAAGAGAGAACCAUUGUUCUUUAUGUACCAAGUAUGUCUAUGACCAUGUUUCUUGAUUUUUACUUUUUUAAAAUUAAAAUUGUGCAUAGCAAAUUAUUUAUGUAAAUCAUUGUGAGGGACUUGAUUUGGAAGCCAAGUCUUCCCUUGUGCUGAUCUUCUUGCCCUUUCCUUGUGCAUGCACUGUGGUAGUCUACGAUUACUGGAUUUCCAUGGAGCGACUUUCCAGAAUCUUCUCUAGAAUCCAUUUAUUUGUCAUGGCUUUUCUGCUUUGAAGCACAGAAAGAAUUUCUGAAGAUUCAGUUCUAGUAUUUGGAUUAAUCUUUGUCUUCCUGAGCUGGGGCUUGUGCUAAGUAGCUUUUACUUAGCAUUGAUGCUUGAUGUCGUUAGCUUGUGGGUAAAUAUGGGUCAAUUUUACUCUGACUUUUGUUUAUACAGGGGAAAUGGCUUUUGGUUGCAAGAGGGUGUCUACAGUAGAGUCAGGGACUAUCUAGUGUGUGAUAUGAAGCUGAUGAUGUCAAGCAGCAGAACUUACCCAGAGCAAGACCAAUGUUUUAGCAUGGAUACUGUUUUCUUCUAGUACGAAUGUGACUGCUAGAUUGUGCUUUGCUUGAUCAAAGCCACUGCAGAUCUACCACCGCCCACGUGACCUCUUAGUGAGUUUCGAGAUAUAGUUCUGCAUUGGAUGCACUGUCUUGCAUAGAAAUUCUCUUGUUAAUGAGAACGCUGAAUGUGCUGUUUUGAUAAAACGCUUUUAUCAGCUGCUGUUCGGUGUUUUCAACAGGAAAUGCUGGAAUGUAGUUUCUCUUCAGUAUCAUCUGUGGGCUUCAUCAUGCAAUUAAGCAAAUGGUUAAAUCUUCACCUACCAGUAGAACCCUGUUGUGUUUGGUAAAUGUUCAGAGCCUUUUCCUAAUCUGGCUGGCCAUAGAGAGAAGUGCAGUAACAGAAAAUGAUACUUGAAGGUGGGGGCUGAAGAGGGUGGUAUGUGUGUGUCAAACUUCGUGUGCCUAAAAGUUACCCUAAAAUACCUGUACCAUGACAUACAUAGUUGAAGCCAUGACUGCCUUUUGAAAAGAAAUGUUUUAUUUUCAUGCUGUGUGGUAGUACGAGUCAGUGUUUUGCUGUUGGAAAAGAAAAUACUGAAAUGUGGUUUCCUGUGUGAGAAACUUAAUGAUUUGUUGCAUAAAAGGGAAAAAUGUUUUCUUGUUUGGCAGUAAUCCUCCGUGGUGGGUAAGAAAUAUGAAAAUACAGGGGAAACAACUGUCAGGUUUUAAACCUUUACACUUUACCUAAACAUCAUUGUUACCUACUUUUUUAAAAUCGAGUUUGUGAUUCUCCAGCUUUACAUUUUUGGGACUGAUUUCCUUUAGACUAGAGUGAUUUCCUUAGUAGGUAGAGCGUAUAUAUAGAGAGGGGUGCUGGUGUUCUUAAAAUUGCAAAGCUUGUUCUGGGGAAGUUUCACCUUUCCUCAUUUUAGUGAAUUGAUUUCCAUUCAUUGUGCUUUUGCGGUGCUGGGCUUUCUUUUAUACAUCCCUCUUGGAAGUAUGACUCCCUCACAAAAUACUUCCUUAGAAAGCAAGAUUUCUAGAGAACCACAACUUUGCAGAAAUGGUUAUUUGUUCUGUGCCAUCUUAAUCAGCAGGAACUUUAGUGCCUUAGGAGAAAAGUAAGAUCUCUAUGGAGAACUGUGCUGGUUCUCUGAUCUACGCAUAGCAUUGUAUUAGGGAGACUCACAAGUUAACUGUGAAGUGUCAUUGUGUGUUUGAGAGCAGCUGUUGAAUUUAGCUGUUUCCUUUCUGUCUUCCAAAGUUGCAUAUAAUGCUGGAAAGUGUGAAUUGCUCCCUAAGAGAGAUAUCUGGGGGAAAAAAAAAAGUUGUAUUCUAAUGUGACAACACGUAUUGUCACAUUACUGCUUGCUGGGCAGAUGCUGAAUGACACCUCUGUGUAACUGGUCUGUACUAUAGCUUUUCUUGCUGUAGCCACUAGGAGUUUGUAAUGUGCUGUCUGGCUGAAGCAUCUUUUGGUGCUGCUUUGUGGGUUGUCUUGCAAAGCCAGAGAUGUGAAAAACCAGGAAAGCACUGCAUGAGUUACAUGAGUUUGUAGAACCAUAGUGGUUCAGGUCAGAGUUGGAAGGGGCCUCCGGGGGUCAUCUGGUUCAACCUCACAAUUCAGUACAGGGCCACCCACUGCCAGUUCCUGUGUGCUAUUUCUGGCCUGGAAUCUGUUGAGUUUAAUGUUUAAGAGCUGAUAAUAUGUGCAGAAAUGCAUAUGCUGUAUGGGAAUGUGUUUCAGUGUUACUGAGGAGAAAUGUUUCCUGAUCACUUUUCAUCUAGAAUUUGGCUCUGUUGCAAGACGCUAUAAACAUAACUCGUUCUUAAUGUUCCUUACAGGUAUUGUUAAAAAGCCUAGAGGCCUCAAAAAAGAUCUUGAGGUAUGCAGAUUAAUUGUGGAAACAGUUGGUUUUAACAGUAAAUGGACACAAUAACUGCAUAGCAGCUAAGAACCUGUCCUGUGAGAUAGAUAGAUAGCAUUAGAGUAGAAAAUGAGCUGUGUAUUUUACAGAGUUGUCCACUAAAUACUGCUAACUUUCUGAGCCUCAAGCAACACUUAAACUGUGCAUUGUACAGAUGAGAGCUUGAUUUCUUUUUUGAGCCUGAUUUCUCGCUUGGGGUCAGUCUCUGUCUGUCUCCCUCCCUCCCUUCCCCCUUUGCUUCUCCCUGCCCCCUCCCAAUCCCUUUCAAACUGGGCUUGAGCUACAUACAUUGAGAUUCUUCAAACUUUCAUCCUUUCAGAACAAUAAAGUUUUACCUCAGCAGGCAACUGAUCUGCAGGGAGGACCAGAUGAAUAUCAAGUAUCUCUCGUCACUUUUGUAGAUGUGUUACGCUGGAGAAGCAUUAGCAGGAAGCUUCAGAGGAUAUGUUUGCCUGGGAAAUUCUACCCUCUGCUCCCUGCCAAAGCCUGCAUUUUUGGGUGAACUAAAUGCCGGACUUAGCUAUGCUCAUAUGCAGUUAUCUGCAGAAUCCCACAAUUCAAUGUCAGAAUUUCCAGUGCUCUAUUAUAGAUGAUAACAGGAAUUAAAAUAAUACAAAUUGAAAAGUGGCAAAUUGUGGUGGGGUUUUUUUGCAACUUUGCAGGUAAAUUUAGGUCAUUGCUAUAUACGCCUAAAAUCUUUGCCUAAAGCCCCUUGCAAACUAUCUGUUACUUUCUCGCUCUCUUUCUGAGCUCCUGUUCUUCUGCGAAUUGGUUCUGUUUUUUAUGUUUACUCUUAUUAAGCAAGGGCUGGCUUCCAUUUUACUGACUGGAGAUGUGAAAUAUACUGUAUUAGAGCUGUCAUUUUGCUUUUUCUUUUGUUAUUUAAACCUAUGACCUACAUUGAUAUGUGUAAAUGGUACAACAAGGCCUAAGGCUAGAUUCCCAGGUGGAAUGUAAGCAUCUAUUGCAAAUAGCAUAGUUUGACAUAUUUCCCUUUUCUUGCAGUGGUUUCUGGCUGAAAUGUGCUUACAGCAGACCCUUUGGUCAAGAGCAUUCUAUCAGCAUUUAACCAGAUAAUGUUAGAAGCAGCAUUUAUGGGAAUAAUGCAAAAAUAAGUGAACACUAAAGGAGCAAAAGCUCAAGUCUUCUGUAAUAUAUAACUGUCGAGGCUAUGUAAAACCCUAAAGCAUUUCUGGCAGCAGUGGAAAUGCAUUGCUGUACAGACUUUCAAAGAUAGGGCAUUCAGUCGUGGUCUUUGUAGCAGGUUUGGGAGUAAAGUUAGUUUGGAUGGCAAGCAUAUGAAGUUUUACAUACCAAGGAACUAAGUUUUUAUCAAAAGUAAUGCUUAGUAACUUACCAAAAAGAAAAAAAUUGACUAAAAUUAUAAAAUGGAGAGAAAUUUUCCUGAUUGUCAAACCUAGUAUUGAAUAUAAACUUUCUGUGUUUGUGUUGCUGCCUUAUUUGGGAAAGCACUGCAUUAAUGGACUCGUCAUUUCUGACUCCUCUCUUAGAUUAUUUCUGAAAUGAAUCACAAAUUAGAGAUGCUCGAGUUUGACUCGGCAUUUUAACAUCCAAGUCCCCGGUUAGCACCGUGUUGAUCUAAAGGCAGUACGGCACUAGGAGGGUUGUGAAUUACUUUUUGUCCACUAGAGGGUAUAAGCAUAACAUAAAACCACUGAGCAUGAGAGAGCAGAGACAGGUCUAGUAACAGUUAGUUCAAUUAUGGCAGUUGAACAGCAAUAUUUCCUAGGUAUGAGUGAAGGUCCUCCUUGGGGGUGAGGGGGAAAACAACCUGGGGCUCUUACUGGAGAAAUAUGAAAUAAUACUGCUGUUAACCUCUGACGGAAAAGGCUAUUCUGGGCAUUCUAAUUGAGCCACUGUCCAGUGGGGCUUGCUGAGACAAUAGCAUUACAGAAUAACUGUCCUCACUUUUUAAUUUUUGCGGCACAUUCAAGCCAUUUUCUAGCUGUAGGAAGCAGCUCUGAAAAUGGCAAUGUUUGUGAUUCCCCCCUCUCCACAGCCCUAUUCCCCCCGCCAGCUUUUGCAGUUGUGCGUUGCUCUACUUUAUACUCUGGAUUUUAGUAGUAUUUCCUGGUAAGGAUGAGUAUUUUCUUUCAGUUGGCUCUAUUUUCUCUGAAAAGAGAAGCAGCUUUAAUCUAAAAAUACAGAUGUAUCUAAUGUUACUAUGGUAAUUUGUGACCAUGGCAACAGAGAGUUAGCAUUCUGAAGAACAGACACAGAUUUGCUUGGUUUUUUGGUUGGUUGGUUUUUUGGGGUUUUCUUAAAGUCAGUGACCUAAUUAAUGGUGCACACAUUUCACAAAAUGAACUUGACUUUUCAUAUUUGUUAACCAUACAGGAUAAUACGGGUCCGUGGGAUUUUGACAUUCUUACGUGGAAAAGCUGAUGUUAGAGCAUAAUGUAACAGUUUGAGAUUCUUUCUAAUUUGAGAAAUUCUUUUCUUUGCAACAGCAUAGAUGGAGACUUGCAGAUUGAAGGUGGAUCCAGGACAUACCAGGAUGUUUCUGUAGGAAAGAGAAAUAGAAUCUAGAAUAGUCCCGGGGAUUCUUGAAUGUCAGAUUUUGGGGGGAAAAGCAAGAAGAACAAAAUAUAUUCGUUUCUAUUUUCCCAUCAUAUGAUCAGCAUUUGGUAAACCAACACAGUGCUUUUGGGCAGGUGCUAAAUUUCAAGUACGAGUUGUGGAUUAUCCUGACGUGCCCCAUCCCAAGAGCAUGUAGUGCAUUCUAUGAAACAUUUAGUAAUGAUUUAAAGAGUUAUAAGAAAUUAACUUAUUAUUGAGGGAGGUAGGAAUGGGCUUUUGUGGGUAAGCCUUGUAUGUAGUGUAUUUAUGUCUGCCAGUAUAGAGCUAACAUAAAGGGUCUCUACUGUCAACAGUCAAUGUUGGUUUUAUAGUAAGUGUGCUGAUGUAAGUUUAGCCAAAACCAAACCGCAGAUUUUUUUCCAAUUUUUUCCUUUUUCCUAGGCUCUGUUGGGAAAUCUAGCAACUGAAUGGAAAUUAUAACAUUGCUGCUAUCGCUUGCUUAUUUGGGGCGAUGAAUAUAUUGCAUUAAAUAGAAUUAAGCAGCAUUUAAUAGCUUAAUUUUUGUAAAAGCCAGCUGUUGUGACCAUUCUGUAUUUACCACAAGAAUAAGGUAACUGAUGGCUGGAACCACUGUAGUGCAGGAAGGCUACUACUUCUGAAAAGGGAAAGCAGAGAAAAGGCCAAUGCAAACCCAAUUGGUUCAGGUAGUGCAGUCUCCCAUCUCUGAUACUGCUCAGUUUAUUUGAUGACCAGAGGGUAGUUUGGAAUUAAACACACAUUGGAAAACGCCUCAUUAUGACACUUGUCAGCUUUUUACCCUUGUGCUGAAGCACAGUGGUGUUAAAUGACUGGGUUAAUGGAGUUUUCCUAAGAAGAGCAGUUGUUGGAAUUCUGUCACUUACUUUUGUAGUCAUUAAGUUUGGUCACUUGCUGCAGUAUAAUGACUUAAAUGUACAAAACACAGGUCUUGUGUUGUGCUUUCUUUAAUACCCAGACUCUUCUUAGGUAUCUUUUAACAUUCUCUUUUUUGAAGUGCCUAUUUUAAAGGGCCCAUUGCUUAUCUUUCUAUCCAGAGUAUAAUGCAAAAGGUUUUAACAAUGCAGAUGUACUCUCAUUCCACAGGGUGGCAACUAGUCCUUAUUUCUCUUCUCAAUUAUUUUGUCCUUUGCCACUAGAAGUGGCUUUCCUGGCUAAGUUCCCUUCUGACGUAUCAGGGUAAUACACAUGGAAAGACAGCCCUUCUCUUUGAGUUAAAGAGUAUUUGGAAAAGCUCAUUUUACUAUGUCUAUUCAGGCUGUAUCAGCUUGCUGAAGAUUGCUGAGACCAAAAAGGCAUCAUCCAAGGACUAAAUUUUGAAUGCCACUUCUUGCCGCUAUCUCAUGUGGGUCUCUCUGGUAAGUGGUACUCCCAGGAACAGCUGAUCACAAGUCUAUGAUGGUACCUCUAAAGAAAAAGUUGCUGUGAUGAGGUUUAGUUAUUGAUGUGGGUGGGGGAGAAAGGUUCUGGAGGCUAUUUAUUCACUUUUUUAUUUCCAGUUUGUUUUGACAGAUAAAUGUCUCAGAUACUUUGAAUUUAAAUCUACAUGUGUCAUCAGAACAGGCUUAUAGAUUUAUUCAUUGAAGGUAUGGCUUUUUGUUCUUUGCUAGUGAGUUUACAUACCUUUCUCCCCCCUCAGUUUCUUGCUACUGAUGCCUGUGGAUAUUAUUUUUAAAAAUGCUGUUUUGUUAUCUUUUCAAAUUGUGCUCCUAUAUAAUUUUAGUUUAUCUUCAUGUCUUAGGUGUUUAGUCUUCUGCCUUUCCCCCUCUCCAUUGUUGAAUGAAUAAAUACAUGAAAAUGAA